This is a messenger RNA of Cololabis saira (Pacific saury), 2072 nucleotides long. It is a transcript of the gene srpx2, whose product is annotated as sushi-repeat containing protein X-linked 2. The transcript is spliced from 10 exons. The record is from RefSeq and is a predicted model, not a curated record. Bases 211 to 1572 code for a protein of 453 amino acids. Lineage: Eukaryota; Metazoa; Chordata; Actinopteri; Beloniformes; Belonidae.
UGAACCAGAGGACCGACGCCUCACUGCCGACAUCCUGGAGAGACGGGGGCGUUUGUCCUCAACCAGCUUUUAAAUAAGUCCACAUCUUCACGCUUUUUGUCGUCAACUCUGUUGCAAAGUCUCCUCGAGAUUUAUUUUAUUCUUUUAUUGUUGGAUUAAGUUCACCGACCUGAACAAUUUUCUCCAGGAUAUUAUCGUGGAGUUUCUGACAUGCCCCUCAGGAGCUCUGUUGCAGUGUUCAUCUUAUUAAACGUCACAGCUGGAGCAGCGACCACGGUGAACGACAGCUACAAUGACUACUAUGCAGAGGAAGAUAGCGCUCCGCAAAUUGACAACACAGACCCUUACUGGUGUAAUCCUCUGAGUCUGACCAACGGGGAAGUGACCUGCCGCUCCCCUCGUGGUAGAUCCUACACGAGCACGCUGGGAACCCGCUGUGAGAUGUCCUGCGAUCGAGGGUACCGGCUGCUGGGAAGGACCUCGGUUCAGUGCCUCGCCACCCGCCGCUGGUCUGGCACCGCUUUCUGCCGCAAGACUCGUUGCCAUGUGCUGCCCCUCAUUCCUCACGGCAGAUACACCUGCAGUCAAGGCUUUUUUGUGGACUCCAGGUGCGCCUUCACCUGUAAGCCCGGUUACCGCUUCGAGAAUGAACACUCACGGACUUGCCAGCCCGGGGGGUCGUGGAGCGGCGUGCAACCAGUGUGUUCAGAUACCGAUCCUCCAAAGAUCAAGUGUCCUCCAUCUAGACUCAAGGUUGCAGAGCCAGGGAAGCUGACAGCAGUGGUGUCCUGGGACCCCCCCACUGCCUCAGAUACUGCUGACAAAUCACUUGAUGUGGUGCUAGUGGGCCAGCAGCCCGGCACUGCUUUUAAAGAGGGACUGAGCAUUAUCCGAUACAAGGUGUUCGACCAAGCCAGGAACAGAGCAGCUUGCAAGUUCAUUGUACGUGUGGAGGUGAGAAGAUGUCCAGAGCUGUUUCCACGCCUGCAUGGUUCCCUCAGCUGCUCUUCUGACAGGAAUAACUACGGUGCAGAGUGUGAAUACCACUGCGAUGGAGGUUAUGAGCGCAGAGGGAUGGCUCGUCGUGUCUGUCAGUUCAACCGCGGCUGGAGCGGAAGUCCUGCCGAGUGUGUCCCGAUGGAUAUAAAAUCGAAUGUGAAGACAGUCUCGGCUCUUCUGGAUCAGUUUUAUGAAAAGAGAAGGCUGCUGAUCCUCUCGGCUCCUAACGUAACUGACCACGAUUACCAGCUGCAGAACCUCAUGAUACAAAAAGCUGAUUGUGGAUUAGACCUGCGACGUGUUACGGUCGUGGAACUCCUGGGCUCUCCACCGCGCGAGACGGGCCGCAUCAAGGAAAGUCUGCUCCAGGCCGAGGUCAUCGAGGGCUUGAGGCAAGUAUUCAGAAUCUCCAGAUUCUACUUCAGCAUGUUGCUGCUGGACGAGCGUGGACACGACCGAGAGCGCUUCAUUACCCCGGUAUCGUCGGAUGAGCUGUUCUCUUACAUAGACGGCUUCCUGCUGGAUGAGGAGGAACGGGAAAGGCUGGAGCUCAAGAAAGAUUUCUGCGAAUAAUUUUAUGAACUUUAUUCUGGUUGCCACAGCAAUGAAGCCAUCAGCGUUGCUCAGAUAAGGACUUUUGAAGGAAACGCUUAAAGAAAAAGAACAGUUCCUCAUGUUGAAAUGUGAUCAUUAUACUGUGCUACACUGAAUUCGUAGAAUAUUAUACUUAAAGUUUAAGUUAGUCUUUCUUUUUUAUAGGGGAAUUGUUUAUAAUAUUUGAGCUUUUAGUGCCUGCAGCAGUUUUUAACAGUGUCACCUCAUUUAAUUGAUGACUUAAACUGCUAAUAUGGAACUUUAAAAAUUUAGAGUUGUUCAAGGUGGUAAAAAUGUGCUCUUGAGUUUCUGUUAUGAGUAGCUGUUGGACUGACUCUGUGAUGAAACUCCUUGAUUUUUCCAAACCAAAGAGCUCACUUAAUCCACUUACUUCAGAUAAGACUGUUCAUUAUCACAUCAUGUAACCUCUCUUGGAAAGAAAAGGAAAACAUUUUUCUAACAAUAAACCACCUUCACAG